This is a messenger RNA of Vicia villosa (hairy vetch), 1153 nucleotides long. Its product is annotated as tetraspanin-3-like. Gene Ontology annotation, biological process: auxin-activated signaling pathway. Lineage: Eukaryota; Viridiplantae; Streptophyta; Magnoliopsida; Fabales; Fabaceae. The coding region runs from base 110 to 967 and encodes 285 amino acids. Gene Ontology annotation, cellular component: plasma membrane; plasmodesma. The transcript has 2 exons. The record is from RefSeq and is a predicted model, not a curated record.
CUAAAUCAAGUAACCAUUCAAAAUAAAUACAAAAACACAGCAACCACUCUUCAUCACAUCACAAACAACAAAACCAAACCAAUCCAAACAAAUUCAUCACAACAAAAAGAUGAGAACAAGCAACCACUUAAUCGGUGUCCUGAACUUCCUAACCUUCCUCCUCUCAAUCCCAAUCCUAGGCGGUGGAAUAUGGCUAAGCAGCAGAGCAAACAACACCGACUGUCUCAAGUUCCUCCAAUGGCCGUUAAUCAUAAUCGGCAUAAGCAUCAUGGUUGUUUCACUAGCAGGUUUCGCCGGCGCGUGUUACAGAAACACCUUUCUCCUCAGGCUUUACCUCGUUGUCAUGUUCUGCGUGAUCGCGGUUCUUAUCGGGUUCAUAAUCUUUGCUUAUGUUGUAACGGAUAAAGGGUCUGGAAGAAGUGUUGUGAAUAAAGGCUAUUUGGAUUAUUAUCUGGAAGAUUACUCUGGAUGGUUAGAGGAACGUGUUGCGAGUGACGCGUAUUGGGGGAAGAUUAGUUCUUGUAUAAGGGAUUCUAAAGUUUGUAGGAAAUUAGCCAGGAAUUUUAAUGAUCAACCUGAAACUGCUGAUAUGUUCUCUCAGAGGAAACUCACUUCUGUUCAGUCUGGUUGCUGCAAGCCUCCAACAGAUUGUAACUUCGUGUAUCAAAAUGAAACAGUAUGGAUGUCAGGAGCAGGACUAAUAGCAAACAACCCUGACUGCACAAAAUGGAACAAUGACCAACAAGAGCUUUGUUACAGCUGUGAUUCUUGCAAAGCUGGUGUGCUUGCUAGUCUCAAGAAAAGUUGGAGGAAAGUCUCAGUGAUCAACAUUAUUGUUAUGAUCAUCCUUGUAAUUGUUUACAUAGUUGCUUAUUAUGCUUAUAGAAACAACCGCAGGAUGGAUAAUGAUGAGCCUUAUGGUGAAGCAAGGAUGACAAAAUCACAACCAAGUGCUUUUCAUCUUUAAUUAAUUAACUCUCUAGCUACUAUGUGGCUUUUGGACAUCUAUCUUAGGAUUUUGAGGAUUGGAUAUUUGUUUUGUAUCAAUUAUCAAUCCCUUGUAGUAUGUAUGAGUUUGGUUUUAAUCUUGCAAGUUGAAAUGUUGGAUGUAUUUAUUAUAUUUGUUUCUAGUUUAUUAGCCUCUGGUUUUUAA